AUGAGUUCCAACACCAUCGCCAGCACGUCUGCCAAUAUGAAUAUCGACCGCACGCAAAUAGUGCCAUUGCACGACGGUCCACAUGUAUUGCCCAAUAACCCAUUGUUCGCACGGCUACUUCGGCACGCCCAUCGAAACCACGUUGCGAUUAAAGACCAGGUGCUGGGCGCCUCCAAGACAUAUGGGGAGCUGCUCGAUACGGUACUGUUUUUCAGGGAGGUAGUACGAGGAGCUUUGCCUUCAAAUGUGCAGCGCCGGCUGAGCAACGGCGAUGAAGUUUAUGUGGGAGUUCUGGCUGCAGGGGGCUAUGAGUUCACGGUCGCCGUGCUGACGGUGCUGGCGCUAGGGGCAGCGGUAGUGCCCAUGUUUCCCACGGCGCCUUCAGACGAGAUUGUCUACUAUGCCACCAAGUCACAGCAGGUGGCUAUCUUAUCCAGUUCAGCGACGACGCAACUUGCGCAGGACUCGGCACAUCGCUGUGGAAUUAUACAGCUCAGCAUUUUACCUAACCUACCUCGCACGACCCGCUUAGAGCCACUCGACAUCUCAUUGUCGUCCAACUCGCCACAGGACUCUAGCGCACCCGGCGUGGUCAUCUUCACUUCUGGCACAACCGGAAAGCCUAAGGGCGUAGUCCUACGACGGACCUACACACAUGAGGGCGCUAUCGUUGUCGGCGACAGCUAUGGGAUCACACACACAGACGUACUCCUACAUACUCUGCCCGUUCACCAUACUACCGGUCUGGGUACUUCAUUCUUUCCCUUUCUUAACGCGGGCGCCUGCAUUGAGUUUCACGGCAAGUUCGACGCGGCCACCGUGCUCCAGCGCUGGCUACAGGGUGGUUUGACUAUCUUCUCGGCCGUGCCCACUAUCUACAUGCGCCUAAAGUGGUUUAUCGAGCAGCUUCCGACGCAGGAGCAAAUCCCUUAUAGGAAGGCAGCUUGCCAGUUCCGUGCAUUUCUGUGCGGAUCUAGCGCUCUGCAAGAGCACGUGCAGGACUUCUGGACUUCUAGUAUGGGCCAGCCCAUCCUCGCCCGCUACGGCGCCACCGAAAUUCCUGGCUGUAUUCGUGUGUCUCCUGAGCUUCGGGACAUUCCCAAGGGAAGCGUGGGCCAGCCUCUACCAGGUGUAGAGCUUAAGAUCUCGCCUGAAGGUGAGCUGUUGGUAAAGACGCCGAACAUGUUUGCCAAGUAUCUCAUGGAACCGGAGACAACAAAGAAUGCUCACGAUUCAGAUGGCUGGUACAAGACCGGUGAUAUCGCACGGCGGGAAGCGAACUUUUACUUCAUUGUGGGUCGUGCAUCAGUCGAUAUUAUCAAGUCUGGUGGUUAUAAGAUAUCGGCGCUGGACGUCGAGCGGGCAUGCCUGACACUGCCCUAUGUGAACGAGGCCAUGGUAGUGGGUGUAGAGGAUGAGGAGUUUGGACAGCGUGUUGGUGCAGUGUUGGCUGUUAAGAAUACGUCAGGUGUUACCCUCGCAAAGGUCCGGAGUAACCUUAGGCACCAGCUGGCCGGUUACAAGCUGCCGACUGUGUUGAGGGUGGUGGAGGGGGAGAUCCCAAAGGGUGCCACGGGAAAGAUACAGAAGAAGAUCCUGGGACCGCACCUGAUUCCAAGUCCCGGAUAUGAGGAGAUGCCCCAGGUGCAAGUGUGGAAGAAUUCGAAGCAGGCUGCGUUGGUGCAGGCAAGGCUGUAA
Fusarium sp. VM40 is the source of this 1698-nucleotide messenger RNA. The record is from the annotation of a GenBank genome assembly. NCBI's taxonomy places the organism in Eukaryota, Fungi, Ascomycota, Sordariomycetes, Hypocreales, Nectriaceae.